AUGUCUCGCCACCAACCACAACUUCUUGACAACGUAUCAGACGACCGGACUAUUCUUUGGUAUCUCGCCAACCAAUUGCAAUCCAAUGUUUCAGCGUCUCACACGAUGCCCGCCAACCCGGUUGCUGUUCGUGCUGAUCCCAACUGCUGGAUCACGCAACACCGGAAUAGUGGUGAGGAGUGUCGUCGGCGGGCACCGUGGGAUGGCGACACCCAAAAUCCUAACUUCCCCGCCUUCGCCGCCUUCAUGGCCAUCGGCGUCACAUACACAACCUACGUGGCCAGCAAAGAAGGCGCAACCAUUGACGGCGCACGCACGCGCUGGCAAGGGCAACACGCGAGUGCACGACGAGUACUUAGCGGGGGCAUGAGCAUGGAGGAGUUUGCGAAGAUGCAGAUUUCGUGA
Molecule: messenger RNA, 405 nt
Organism: Parastagonospora nodorum SN15
Lineage: Eukaryota; Fungi; Ascomycota; Dothideomycetes; Pleosporales; Phaeosphaeriaceae
Exons: 2
Coding region: 1-405 (134 amino acids)
Source: RefSeq, a predicted model, not a curated record